This is a messenger RNA of Thamnophis elegans (Western terrestrial garter snake), 2550 nucleotides long. It is a transcript of the gene ATP1A3, whose product is annotated as ATPase Na+/K+ transporting subunit alpha 3. Gene Ontology annotation, molecular function: ATP binding; P-type sodium:potassium-exchanging transporter activity; ATP hydrolysis activity. Lineage: Eukaryota; Metazoa; Chordata; Lepidosauria; Squamata; Natricidae. The transcript is spliced from 20 exons. The record is from RefSeq and is a predicted model, not a curated record. Gene Ontology annotation, cellular component: membrane. The coding region runs from base 1 to 2550 and encodes 849 amino acids. Gene Ontology annotation, biological process: proton transmembrane transport; potassium ion import across plasma membrane; intracellular sodium ion homeostasis.
AUGGAAUCCUUCAAGAACAUGGUGCCCCAGCAAGCCCUGGUGAUUAGAGAAGGGGAGAAGAUGCAGCUGAACGCUGAGGAUGUGGUGGUUGGCGAUCUCGUAGAGGUGAAAGGAGGCGACAGAGUCCCAGCUGACCUAAGGAUCAUCUCGGCUCACGGUUGCAAGGUGGAUAACUCUUCCCUGACGGGUGAAUCCGAACCCCAGACCCGUUCUCCAGAUUGUACCCAUGACAAUCCUCUUGAGACCAGGAAUAUCACUUUUUUCUCUACCAACUGCGUCGAAGGCACAGCACGCGGGGUUGUCAUUGCCACUGGAGACCGGACUGUGAUGGGUCGAAUUGCCACCUUGGCUUCGGGCCUGCAAGUUGGCAAGACCCCCAUCGCUAGGGAGAUUGAGCACUUCAUCCAGCUGAUCACAGGUGUGGCCGUUUUCCUGGGAGUCUCCUUCUUCGUGCUCUCUCUCAUUUUGGGCUACUCGUGGCUGGAAGCUGUCAUCUUUCUCAUCGGCAUCAUUGUGGCCAACGUCCCUGAAGGGCUCCUGGCUACAGUCACAGUGUGUCUGACCUUGACCGCCAAGCGCAUGGCUCGCAAGAACUGCUUGGUGAAGAACCUGGAAGCUGUGGAGACCUUGGGAUCCACCUCCACCAUCUGCUCCGACAAGACAGGGACCCUGACUCAGAACCGAAUGACUGUGGCCCACAUGUGGUUUGACAACCAGAUCCAUGAGGCUGACACCACCGAGGAUCAAUCUGGCACGGCCUUCGAUAAGAGCUCCCCCACCUGGCUGGCCUUGUCUCAUGUUGCUGGGCUUUGCAACCGAGCUGUCUUCAAAGGGGGUCAAGAGAACGUGCCCAUCCUCAAGCGUGACGUAGCAGGAGAUGCUUCUGAAUCCGCCCUGUUGAAAUGUAUCGAGCUUUCGUCUGGCUCCGUGAAACUGAUGAGGGAGAAGAAUAAAAAAGUGGCAGAAAUCCCCUUCAACUCCACCAACAAAUACCAGCUCUCCAUUCACGAGACAGAAGAUCCCAACGAUAACCGCUACCUGCUGGUGAUGAAGGGGGCGCCUGAGCGCAUCCUGGACCGAUGCUCCACCAUUCUGGUCCAAGGCAAAGAACAGCCUCUUGACGAAGAAUUGAAAGAAGCGUUCCAGAACGCCUACUUGGAGCUUGGAGGACUUGGAGAGCGGGUGCUCGGUUUCUGCCACUACUACUUGCCUGAAGAGCAGUAUCCCAAGGGGUUCGCCUUUGACUGCGACGACGUCAACUUUUCCACCGAUAACCUCUGCUUUGUGGGACUCAUGUCCAUGAUUGACCCGCCCCGUGCCGCUGUGCCCGAUGCCGUGGGGAAAUGCCGAAGCGCUGGCAUCAAGGUGAUCAUGGUAACAGGUGACCAUCCCAUCACAGCUAAAGCCAUCGCCAAAGGUGUUGGAAUUAUCUCAGAGGGCAAUGAGACAGUAGAAGACAUUGCUGCCCGGUUAAACAUUCCUGUCAGUCAGGUCAACCCCAGAGAUGCCAAGGCUUGUGUGAUCCAUGGGACCGAUUUGAAAGACAUGCCUUUGGAGCAAAUUGAUGAAAUCCUGCAGAAUCACACCGAGAUCGUCUUUGCCCGUACUUCUCCGCAGCAGAAGCUCAUCAUUGUGGAAGGUUGCCAAAGACAGGGUGCCAUUGUGGCCGUGACUGGGGAUGGAGUCAACGACUCACCUGCCUUGAAGAAGGCAGACAUUGGAGUCGCCAUGGGCAUUGCCGGCUCGGAUGUCUCCAAACAGGCUGCUGACAUGAUUCUGCUGGAUGACAAUUUUGCCUCUAUUGUUACAGGAGUUGAAGAGGGACGCCUGAUUUUUGACAACCUGAAGAAAUCCAUUGCCUACACCUUGACCAGCAACAUCCCAGAGAUUACUCCCUUUCUGCUCUUCAUCAUGGCCAACAUCCCGCUGCCUCUGGGUACCAUCACCAUCCUCUGCAUUGAUUUGGGGACCGACAUGGUGCCUGCCAUCUCCUUGGCUUACGAAGCAGCUGAGAGCGACAUCAUGAAGCGCCAGCCCCGAAACCCCAAGAGUGACAAGCUGGUGAAUGAACGACUCAUCAGUAUGGCCUACGGACAGAUUGAAAACGGGUUCCUGCCCCCUGUUCUGGUUGGCAUCCGCCUUAAUUGGGACGACCGGUCAGUCAAUGACUUGGAGGAUUCAUAUGGGCAGCAAUGGACCUAUGAGCAACGCAAAGUGGUGGAAUUCACCUGCCAUACCGCCUUCUUCGUCAGCAUCGUGGUGGUGCAAUGGGCCGACUUGAUUAUUUGCAAAACCAGAAGGAAUUCCGUCUUCCAGCAGGGCAUGAGAAACAAGAUCCUCAUUUUCGGCCUCUUUGAGGAGACGGCCUUAGCCGCCUUCUUAUCUUACUGCCCCGGGAUGGAUGUGGCUCUCCGGAUGCAUCCUUUGAAGCCCAGCUGGUGGUUCUGCGCCUUCCCCUACAGUUUCCUCAUCUUUGUCUAUGAUGAAAUCCGUAAACUCAUAUUGCGCCGUAACCCAGGAGGAUGGGUGGAGAAAGAGACCUACUACUGA